Messenger RNA from Pecten maximus, 6392 nucleotides. RefSeq lists its product as uncharacterized. Gene Ontology annotation, molecular function: lipid carrier activity. NCBI's taxonomy places the organism in Eukaryota, Metazoa, Mollusca, Bivalvia, Pectinida, Pectinidae. The record is from RefSeq and is a predicted model, not a curated record. The coding region runs from base 31 to 5721 and encodes 1896 amino acids. The transcript has 32 exons. Gene Ontology annotation, biological process: lipid transport.
AGAGGAAGUUGCUGGUUUCCAUUAAGCAUCAUGGUUAGCAACGUUGCGACUGCAGGUGGUUCUACAGUAUAUAUGGAAUCUGGACCCGUGUAUCAAACUCUUCAUCAUAUCCGUGAAGCCAUUGGAGACACGUGCAUGACUGGGAUUUCACAGACCUUUAAUCAAUCUGAGAAACAACAUAUUAUUGAUGAACUUCUCCUCAUGAUCAAAGUUGUCGGUAACAUAGGGACGCCCGUCCAGUACGUGUAUGACACUAAGUAUACAGGAAUGGAGGGGGAGACUGGGGAUCGGAGACUGGUUCAGGCCUUGCUACAGUGCGCUUACAAUACAGAACUUCCCAACAAGGUCGCAAAGGCAGCCAUAUUGUCACUUCACAAAAUGACCUUCACCCCUGAGAUGAAAGAUGCCCUUGUUGGUAUUCUUAUUGAUGUGAAUCGACCACCAUCAUCACGCACGGCGAUAUUUGCUAGACUUGUGGUGCACCCCGACCGUGACCUAGCCAUGGGACUUCUCGAACUCAUACACACCGAGAAAAUGGGUUAUAUGAAAAAUUAUAUGAUUACCCACGUCAAGAGCCUUUUGCAGAACGACCUACCGGAUCUAGAAGGAAUACGAAGCAUCUGGAAUGAAGUGAUUGAUGCAGAUUCUAGAAAAAUGCCGUACGGUAGUCACUGGUUGGGAAGGUCCAAAUUCAUCGAGAUAUCUCGUUACAUAAGACUUCCCAUCAGUACUACGGUAUAUGGUCUACAGUUGGAAAUCGACACUGUUUACAAUAUCGCCAGUCCUGUUGUCAAUGCAGUUGUACUCCGACUCAACUACUUUGCUGGCCAGAAGUUAAAUCUCCUGGAGUUGGCAUUAGAUAUAGAUGAUUUCCACGUACUGAUUGAUGCAAUCAGUGAGGAUAUUCCGUUCCUCCACAAAUACUUCCCUAUGCCAAGCCAAUUUGACUCUUCGAGGGAUGAAACAGUUUUCGCUACCUUGCAGAAAAAUAUAGUAGCAGCAAUUUUGGAGUUAUUUGAUAAGAUAAAUCUGUCCCAAACGAAAGUCCCUGAUGGCUUAAUUCAUGUGAAGGUACUGGGUAAAGAAUUAUUUUUCCUUGAUAUCCGGGAUUUGAUGAUGACUGUGCUGCAGAGUAAGUCCAAGCAGUCUUUCCAGGGCAUUGUUAUGGGACAUCUUCAAGGAAUACUGGAACAACUACCAAUGCACCGGACCAGUUCUACGUCAGUGAUGGAUAUGGUGAAGAUACUGCCUACAGUAGCAGGUUUUCCUAUGAACAUGACUGUUUCUGCAGCAAUGAGUAUGGGACUGGACUUCGAUGCUAGAUUGACCAUGCCAGAUAUUCUGAACUUGAACACUGAUGUCCAGUUGGAUGCAUCCCUUAAAUACCAUGCUGCUGUACAUUUAAAUGGAGAACUUACCACGAGGUUUGGUCAGCACAGUCUUUCUGGUGCAAGAGCCAGUUCAAGUGGACUGGUACAGAUGUCAGUAGCUCCGUCUUUACGCUUUAAUACUCAGCCUAAUCCUCCAAGGGUGCUGGAUAUAUCUCUCGGUCAAACCAAUACAGACUCAAAAUACACUGUAGCAAGUUUGAGCGGCCAUUUGUACUUGAUGCACCAAUCCGGAGAGAUAGAGGUAGAGGCAGACCCUGAAUUCCAGACCACGGUGCAGGACUGUGACAGAGGAAUACUGUCUGCUGUCACGGGCAACCAAGUGUGCUUCACGAGUGUGUUUCCCAACACGAUCUCAUCUACCAGACACGCUUACUUCCCUUUGUCAGGACCAUUUCAUUUUAGCCUGGAUACACGUAAAGUUGAAACGAAUACGUUUCGUCUGUCUUUGGUGCGUGAUUCGGGGGAUAACGAUGAUCAAAUAUGGAUGAACCUGACAAGAGAAGGACAGGAGAACAUGGAUGGAUUGAUCGUACAUUUCAAAGAAAAAGACCGUUUACGUCUAUUGGAACUAAGGAUUCCCUCAGCUCGGAUUCAUUUCUAUGCUAAAGAAGACAAUAACAGAUCCUAUGACGUUAUUUCUACACAUUACAAGGUGUUUGACGUACACAUGAGUAUUGAUGACACAACUGUGAACAGAUUCCUGGUACAGGAACGGCGCAAAACAACACUGACCCAGGACAGGAUGUCUACCUUAACGUCGCGUAAAAUCGUGGACGUCACACUAGCUAUUCCCGGGGCGAGCUUGGCAGUCACAGUGAACAGCUUCAGGAACAGAUCAAACGGACAUUACAAUACAGCUUUUAAUAUCACUUAUCAUUGCGUCAAAGCUCGUCCCCUGUUGUACCUUUUUCACUGGAAUCCUACCUUAGCCGCACAGAAUGGAGAUGUGUCUAUGGUCCAGGUAGUGAAUGACGCCGUCAUUGGCUACAUCGACGAUAGCAGCCUAUGGCGAGCCAACGACUAUAUGCUGCUCAAACUACCAGGUUUGAAAAUCAGUCUGGAUAAUAAGAUGAAAGCAAACGUGACCCACGCCAACCGCCACACUGUCAUCUCAUACACAGGCAUUAGCGGCCAGGAGCAAACAGUGACAAUGAAUGCCCAUGUGGUUAACAGCACCAACGCCACCUACAAUAACUAUGACUACUACAUGUUGCUCUCACACAGUAUAGUGCCCUACAACCUGUCUCUUCGAGGUCAUCUCAAAGGCAUCAGCCGAAAUCUAAAUAUAUUGACUGCAAUUGAACAAGUUUCAAAGACUGUGCAGGAAUCCCCCGCAGGAUCCAAUACGGAAGUAACUGCGGGGAGUGAUGGGACAGAGUCCUGUAUGGAGACACCCGGGAGGACAGUGUUGACUUUGACACUUGUCGGCGUACCCGUGUCCGAGGGGAUAGAGAUGAGAUGGGAUUGCAACUAUAUCAGACAAGUGUGUGGGGGGCAGAUACUGUACCAAACAACAGGUGUGUACGGUCGUCAGCCAGUCAAUACACGAAGGAACUUCCACUACUGGUUGACUCUAGAUGCGACGGUCACUAAAUCACGUGAUGCGGUGGGACAGCAGGAGGCUGUGGUAAGAUCGAAGUCAUAUAGGGGCAACUUCCGGUUACACAUUAAAUAUUAUCAGGUCGUGCACGUGGUCCUGGAAUACAGCAGUCAAUUGAUCAACGCAUCUUAUAUCAUAAAUAUCCAUGAAUUGCAAAGGAGAGGAAUAUCUGCUCUUUUCCACAGUCAGCUGCAGACGCCAUGGCCCUUGUUCAACUACAACAUCAGACAUUUUUACAGUUGGACCGAUCACUUGAUUCACGAAACGGAAGUGGCGACUGCCUGGCUGGAUGUCGACACAAUAGCACAUUAUUACAUUCAUUGGAUCGACAUAUUGAGAAUAGAAGUGAACAGCACCAUUGACUCGAGGCUUCCAUGGCUACCAGGGGCUACAAAUAUCACCGGCCACUACGAGAUGUCAAAAGACGUUUUACCUCAAGUGUUAGUGACUCUUGAAAGGUCUGAGGGAACGAUCGCAAUAAAGGCUGAUAUGGUCAACACAACUAUCAACAUUAUCACUGUAACUUUCCAAAAGCCCGAUGAUGAUGAAGUUAUGGACUUGCUUACCUGGAAGAUGGAGCUGACGCACACACUCGCGAUUACGCACACACUGAACUGGAAUCCUGAUUUGGUCCAAGUUGUCCAAAACGAAGGUGUUGUUCAGUUCAGCCAGCUGCGAUUGGCCCUCGUGGAUGCUGGAGAAGUCGCCCUGCAUAACUCCAGAAAACCAGUAAUGCUGAUGGUGAUUCCAUUUACGGAUAUGACAGUGGGUGGACUCCUGCAGACGUAUUUAUAUCCAUACUUGAGAUUCCAUAUAACAAACGGGUAUCCCGGAUCUUUGUCCAAGGAAGACAGCUCUCCUCAUACGCCAGUCAAAACCGAAAAUGAAACGAGUGAUGGAAAAAUCUCCCCACAUCAAACUACUUUAGGAGAUCUAACGUUGGGUUUAAUCUCACGAAACAUUGGAAAAGCCCUGGUAGCUGUAGGUAGGGUCAAUACCCGUCCUCCGUGGAUUGUAGAACGCUUAAUGGACCGUCUAAUUCGCCCCUCGAUACAGAAAAUAAUAAGUGAAUCUCGUAUUUCAAUUACGUUGCCUCUCCUUGGCCAAUGGCGCUCAUUUUUGUUGAGUCCAAGACAGACAUAUGGCAUCCGUUACCUUGAGGCGCUGAGCAACCGCCUGAUGAGAGGACCCAGUACCAGAGACAGAACUGCCCACGGCAUUGUCGUCAACCGGCAGUAUUUGUAUACAUACUAUGGCCGGAUAUACCACAUACCAGAUGAUCAAGCCGCUGACUGUAUCCAUUUGCUGGCCGGAGACUAUAGCCGUGAAACAUUCGCAUUGUUAUUAUCACGUCAGGGUAUCAGUGUGGUCACCAGCGAGAUGUCAGUCACGUUAGAAUUUGGUGGAAACGUCUUCCGUGAUAACUGUCCACGCCCCGUUCGUUUGCCACUUGGACGAAAAGGGAGUAGAAUUCAUGUGUAUAUGGAACGUGAGAAUAUGAUUCUGACCACAACGUAUGGCGUUCGAAUCUCGUGCACAGAACGACGAGGUGUGUGUCAUAUCUACUUGGAAAACAAUCAAUUUGGUCACUCAUGGGGACUGUUAGGGAGCAACGACGGGGAUCCGGGAUCAGAUUUCCAGCUUCCCAGUAAAUACAUCACUCCUGUUAUCAGAGAAUUUAUCCAAAGCUACGCUGUAGGAGGUCCACCGAAAUGCUUUGCACCAGGGUCCUACUACCAAGCAAAGCUAAGCGAAGCAUUACAACCGGCUCCCCAAGUCCCAAGCAACGUACAGACACUGUGUAGUACGGAAAUGGCGGAUGAAUGCAAUCGACAGUUUACAGAGGCCAUUAAUUCAUAUAGAUGCGACUCCUAUAUAUCGGCGCAACAGUUUUUGGAAAGCUGUUUGUCCGAAGCCAACAACUGUGGUCGAGUUGCAGCAGAUGCUUGCAAGCAUAUCCGUUCUUACGAAUAUAUUUGCCAUUGGAAAAUAUCCUAUCUGAUAAUUCAUGUGAAUUGUAGACUAGAUAAGGCAUCAACUAACGACGAAGGCAGUCGACGACCUAUUGAUAUUGUGCUGGUCUUGGAUGAGAACUUGGAAUCCUCGCGACCAGACAUGGAAGCUCACGUGGAAUCUCUACUUCACAUUGUGAAAAGUUAUAUACAUAAUGUACAGCUGGGAAUAGUCGGUUAUGGAGGAGAUUCGCAAAUGAAUGAUGCGCUGGACCCUACGGCUUCCACUAGGUACAUGGUUGACCUGGACAGACUGGAUGUGAGCACGAUGAAUUCUCCAUGGAGAACAGCGUGGAAGCAGUUUCCGAACGUGGACACAAUGGACAGCGCAUUGAAUAUGGCAGCUACUUACCCAUACCGUAUGAACACCCAGAGGGUGGUCAUCGUUAUAUCUAGGGAGGAAAAUCCACAUGUUAGUGAUGAUGUGAAAUCCAAAUUUGAAAACCUAAAUAUAAUAGUAAAUUCCUUUGGGAGCUACGACUCUGUGGAUCCGUCUGACAAGGUCAACGGUAUAAACUGGGACAGUACCGUCAUCUACAGGGAUUGGUUCUCGACGUAUCGCAUACUCCCAUUGCCCGAGGGACGUCUUGUCGAACUUGUGGUAGCCACUAAAGGAGCAAUCUUCAAUGCUGACGCAAUCACUCAAAGCCGUAAAAAGAGGAUGAAAUUCAUCAUAAAACAUAUCAAAGAGAUGAUCAAGCUGAAUGAUAUUUGUUAAUGUUAGAUUAUGUACUAUGUUCUAGUCACAACAAAAAGUUUUUUUUUAUUUUAUUUGUUUUUAUUUGUUUUGAAAACCAAAUAAUUUCUGAGAUGCUGUAAACGUUUAUAUCCACAUUUUUACACCGAUGUACACAAUCUAGGUUCAAAGUAAUAUAUAUUUCAUAAUGUUUUCUGAUGCUCCAAAAUUGUGUAAACAACUAUUCCGUAACAAGUUAUACCAACAUAUAUUAUUUACUCUGGUUGACCCGGAUGGGAAAACGGGAGGGGUUUUGCCGUUGGAGGAACCGGGGUACCCGAAGAAAGCCCACGUAAUCAGGCAUGUGACCUCAUACCUUUACACGUCCAAUCAUGAAUCGAACCCUGGCCGCCUAGGUGAAAGGCAAGUGCGCUACCACUGUACCAUCCGGUCAUCCAAUUCUAUCUAAUUGUAACAUGUGAUAUAAGUUAUCUUACAUGUACAACUACUGUAACUUCUUUAUUUUCGUUUGGUGUAAACUUAAUUUUGAGAAUUCAUCAAUGUGUAAUUGAUAGGAUUUAAGGAAAUCGUUGAUUAAAUGUGAAAUGGCAUCAUCUCACUCAAAUAUAGUGUAAAAAUAAAAAUGAAUAAGGCACUUAAGAUAUGGUCGAUAGUUUAAUUUUACGAAAUAAAAUUGAAUAUUUGUUUUAUUU